CUCUCCAGUCGUAAAAAAAAAUCCCUGCUGAUCCACAAUCCACAUGCGAGUGACUGGCUGCCUUGCAUUUGACAAAACAACCACAAAACUGCCCUUUGGCAGCACUAGACCGUAAUAUUUUACGCAUUUGAGCACGUCUGGCAGUGAAAACAGAAGCCUCACCUCACAGUGUCACAUCGGAGAAAUCGAAGCAGCAUACGAGAUGUCUUUGAGUGAAGUGAUGCUGAAAACACUAAUUCCGAGUAACUUUUUAGACUCCGACGACGAGGAGAUAAAGUCGUUAACUUGCCCUCCAGAAAAUGAUGAUUUUCCGAAAAACCAGUUCACCAACUACAACAUGUUCAAUGACUACUUUGGACUUAGUGAUUUGGUGCAAAAAGUUGGGCUCCCUAACACGGACUUCGACUACUUGGCCAACCAUUCUUACGGUGUUGGGAAAGUGCAGUCACGACGUGACCGAUUUGACAGCAUUGAUUCUGAGAAUUCGUCUUCAGGGAGCUGUGAUUCUUUCACUGAUCAUGGAAUGACGUUUGGUGAAGGCUCAUUUCAACCGUUUAGUACGUCGUCUAUUUUGCACAAUGCUGGAAAACGGAGAGAAAACGUGUUGCCUCCAAGCCGUCGUUUGAAGCCGACCACAAGGAGCACUGCUCCUGGUGCAAACCGCCAAGUGUGCGUUUUCUGCAGAAACAACGGUGAAAGCGAAGACGUCUAUGCAUCUCAUGUAUUGAAAAGUGUCGAUGGAAAGACAACGUGCCCGAUUCUUAGAGCUUAUACCUGCCCCAUUUGCAAAGCAAGCGGAGAUGACUCACACACGAUUAAAUAUUGUCCUCAAAAUCAGCAGACACAGGGAAAUGGCCAGCAGCAGCUUCCUCCACCACCACCGAAAGGGCCAACCAACACCAAGACGACGCGUGGGAUUUUGCCGCCAAAAAGACGCUAAAUAAACCCCGAAGAACAUAAAUAUGAAUUAGGAAUACCUUAUCACAGGGUAAUGUAAAGAGUUUGUAGCAAAUUUAUAGUUUAUAUUCCAGUUUUUUGGCUUUACGAACAAAUGGUUGUUGUGUUAUUUGUUUACCGCCACGAGAUCGUUUUACUGUCGAGUGAGUUUGUCCUCUACUCGAUCGCGGUAUUAAUUUAUUAGUAGGUAUAUUUUUUACUAUGUAUGACGACCACAUAUGGGUUGUAGAAGAUAUAUAACUAUCAGUUUUAUUCACGUUUAGUUAUUUUGAUCGCUGCGUUUUAAAAUCGUUAAAAUUUUUCGACUACUGUCCCUUUCACUUUUUACCUCAUGUUUAACGAAAGUAAAAGCUUUUCGAUUUCAGCUCUAAAAUAUUAUUAUUAUUAUUAUUACUUAAAUUCAUAAAUGGGAUAUACCUCGUUUUUCAUACGUACUACGAUAUAGAAAUCAAUUUCCAACAAAUAACCUUAAAAUACUGUAUUCAGACGAUCUUUCGCGUGACAACAGCGUUUAGGUUUUUCAAAAAAAUAUGAAUUGAAUCUUGUGCUCCUUAUAUAGAGUAUUAAUUUAUCAAAUAUGUACCAUUGUAAAAUUUUGGAAUUAUAGCUAAUAUUCAGACGAUAUUGAAUUUUCACCCCUUAAAGUGUAAAGUAUUUUAAAUAUCAAAAUGUUGAUUGCGAAUUUUCGCCCAAAAUGACAAAAAAUGAUUUUAAGAAUGUUUUAAGCCCUGCUCUUAAGUUCAGGGUAAUUCUUUUCAAAAACGUUUGUAAAAAAGAAAUGAAGUAAUAGAUUGAAAUAUAUACUACUUUGAAAGUAGUUCACUGGACAGAUCUAGUAGAAUAAAGAUUUUUUUCAAUGAAAUUUAUUAUUAAUCUUCAAGCAGCAGUUGCUGUUAAGUUUCAAAUUAUAAAGUUAAGGUUUAAUAUUUCUAAGAGUUUUUAAUAUUAUUAACUGAUUAUAUUUCCUUCUGUAUUCCAAGUAAGGAGUUUCAAAAGCAUGUAAAAGCUUUAUUUAUAUAUAAUUGCAAAUAAGAAGCAAACAAUUUGUACGGUUUUAUCGUAAAAUGGAAGGAAUUAAAGCAUGGUUUGACAUUUCUA
Actinia tenebrosa (Australian red waratah sea anemone) is the source of this 2055-nucleotide messenger RNA. RefSeq lists its product as uncharacterized. The record is from RefSeq and is a predicted model, not a curated record. Lineage: Eukaryota; Metazoa; Cnidaria; Anthozoa; Actiniaria; Actiniidae. Gene Ontology annotation, molecular function: RNA binding; zinc ion binding.